GAAGCUCCCCUCGCGGUCCUCGGAAAGUCAGCUCCCAUUUUGGCGGUGGAGGCAGCUGCUGCCGCCAGGCGCGGGGGAUUUCCCUGCUCCAUUAUGCGGCCGCGCCUCUUUAUGGACAGGUCGGAACAAGGGAAAAUGAAACAGUUUUCCAAAGCUCCCUCACCGAGCAAUUCUUUUUCCUGCCAGACGCGUUAAGCGCUGUGCACGGUCUGCUGCAGGAGACCUAGAAUUAAAAAAAAAUAAAAAAAAUGGGCAGCGCAAUUGGUAGGAAAGGAGGGGCGGGUUACCUUUUUUAAGGCGAAGAGCCCCAAGGCUUUGAAGGCCGAACAGAUCGUAUUUCAUAGCGGGGCUGCACGGCCUCCUUUGAGGGUUGCGCAAAAGCCUGUCCGUCCUUUAGCUGGCUGGGGAAUUCUGGGAGUUGAAGUCCUCCAGGCUUCAAGUUGCCAAGGUUGGAGACCCCUUUAGCGUGAGGGUUAAUCCUCGGGGUUUAUUCCCAGCAAUAACUUCGAGGUGGAGAAAUUUUAAGAGUUCGUGUAGGGGUUCUCUGGGUUUGGGGAUUGUAUUUUGCAAGCAGGGGGUGUUGCACUAAAUUGCGCUAAGGAUACGUGUAAUGCAAUGAUUAGUAGAACUAGCUUAGUACUUUUUCUCUACUGUUGUGAUGAGGCUCGUGCUGUAUGAAGCACACGGUAAAAGCUUUUUGCGACUUGGGCUAUGAAAGAAAACUCGUUUUCCUUAAAACACUUUAAUGUUAUUGAACAUAGCAGUUAAAGAGAUAGAUAAUACAAAGUAAAAAAAAAUAAAAUAAAAAGAGGAAUUAGAAUGUGCAACGAAGGAAGGAAAUGUUUAAAGAAAUGACUUCAGCUUUAUAAACUAUAGUUUUAGUAAUGAAAGGAUUAGAGCAUACACAGAGUGUAACCUAAUUCAGCUUUUGUUAAUUGCUGUUGAGAGACGCCCCAGCCUAACUACCGUGCCAACUGCAUUAGAUAAGACUUCUAGGCGAAUUGCCAAGCUUAGCCUAGCAAAGAAACUUUUUGUGAAAAGUAAAAAGUGGAUUCUGCCAAGUAACCUUGCUUUUAACUUGAAAUGUGGUUUCAGCAUUCCCUAACAAAGUUCUGAUUUAUAUGCCAGAAAAUGUAUUUCUUUCCCCUUCUAAAAUCUAUUGUUUUCAGAGCACUGAGAAAAAUAGUGAAAUUCUCAUGAUAUGAAAUUAUGUUACUAUAGAAAUGACCUUCUGUACAAGCUAUGUGAGCUAUAAGAUGUUUGGAAAAGUUUUUUGGGCACGCGCUUUUCUCUCUGCCUACUCUGUUAAGGUGAGAGACAAAAGGCUGUCCAGUCUUUUUGCUUUCUGCAGAAAAAAAAAAGCUGAUUAUCAGUAACCUCCUGUUCAGAGUUUCAUUGGAAUUAUCAGAUUCUGAGCUGAAUUCAAAAACCUUACAAUAACUUAUCACUUUCUCUACUGUUUCAAUGGAAAAUUUCCCCAUAUCUCACUUAAUUUCUGUAAACAAAUCCUUACAGCAUCGUUGGUCAGUCCUGGUCAGCAAAAGUAUUAUUAUGGAUAACAUACAUUUUAACCUUACUCAAGGCUUUGUAGUCCCAAUUUAAGGCUGUGGUGUAUAAACCCUUUAAUAUAUUGCCCAUUUAAAUAUUGUUCCACUUUUAAAGAAACAUGUUUUUCCCUUCUUAGCCAAGACAUUUGUUUGUCAUAUGAGAACUUGCUUUUUUGGCAGGUACACAGUAGAUAGGGUAUUCUGAAAGUCCUUGAAUACAUUUUCAAGUUUUAAGAAAGAUACAAACCCAGCUGGCAAAGAGUAAGGUAACCCAUAAAUUUGCCACUAGCAGAAUAUUUUCUAUGUUUCUAAGUGAGAAAUUGGUUAAGUGAAUUUUGCCCCAUUUUGUGACUUUUCUUACCACAUUUGUUAAGUGAAUCAUUGCAGUUGUUAAGUUAGUUACGCAGUUGUUAAGUGAAUCUGGUUUCCCCAUUGAUUUUGCUUGUCAGAAGGUUGCAAAAGGUGAUCCCAUGACCCCCGGACACUGCAACCUUCAUAAAUAUGACCCAGUUGUCAAGAAUCCGAAUAUAAAUCGUGACCAUGGGGAUGCUGCAGAAAUUUAUGAAAAUUAUGACAAAUUAACUGAGCAAAUUAGGAAAGAUUUGGAAAACUGGACAAAGUUGCAGAUUUCAUGGAUGGGAAGAUUGGCAGUAAUAAAAAUGAACAUCUUGCCCAAAAUUUUAUUCCUCUUCCAGACUAUUCCGAUAAAAAUGGGGAAAUUUUUUUCUGACUUAUUAAAUAGAUUAACCACAACAUUUAUUUGGCAAGGAAAGAAGCCUAGAAUUAGGUUAAAAGUAUUACAAGAUACCCGAGAGAGAGGAGGAGCCGCCCUCGCAGAUUGGGAGACCUACUAUCAAGCAGCAGGAUUAGUUUGGAUAAAGGAGUGGAUGGAAUUGGAAAAUAAAAGGCUGCUAACAUUAGAAGGACAUGAUCUAACUAUAGGGUGGCACUCAUAUUUAUGGGGAGGAAAACAAAAUAUUUAUGGAUACGUUAGAAGGCACACAAUUAGGAAUUCUUUAGUAAUAAUUUGGAAUAAAAUUAAAAAACAGCAUUAUAUACAAAUCCCGUCUUGGAUUUCCCCUGGGGAAAUGGGGGGGUGGGGAACCUCUCCUCGCUGUCCUCGGAAAGCCAGCCCCACUUUUGGCGGUGGAGGGAGCUGCUGCCGCCAGGCGCGGGGGAUUUCCCGGCUCCAUUAUGCAGCCGCGCCUCUAUAUGGACAGGUCGGAACAAGGGAAAGACGAAAAAGUUUUCCCAAGAUCCCUCGCUAAGCAAUUCUUUUUCCUGCCAGACGCGUUAAGCCCUGUGCACGAUCUGCUGCAGGAGACCUAGAAUUAAAAAAAAAAAAAAAGGGCAGCGCAAUUGGUAGGAAAGGAGGGGCGGGUUACCUUUUUUAAGGCGAAGAGCCCCAAGGCUUUGAAGGCCUAACAGAUCGUAUUUCAUAGCGGGGCUGCACGGCCUCCUUUGAGGGUUGCGCAAAAGCCUGUCCGUCCUUUAGCUGGCUGGGGAAUUCUGGGAGUUGAAGUCCUCCAGGCUUCAAGUUGCCAAGAAAGCUUGGAAGAUGCCAGAAAUAUUUACAGCUGAAGUUUCUGAUAAUUGUCAUUGCUUGACUCCUGAGAUCACAAGUACGUCUCCUGGAAGCUCUGAUGCAGAGAAUGAGAAGAAUGCUGGUAAAAACAAAGCGGUCAUACACAAAGGCCAAAAAUUCGCUGUAGCUGUAGCUGUAGCUGUUGUAAUCGCAACUUUGAUCCUUGUUAUAAUUGUAUUGUCUGUUUACAGCACAAAACCGUGUUUGCCAUGCCUUUCCACUGUAAGUGCUGCCUGUCCUGAUUUCUGGAUUGGAUACAGAGGAAAAUGUUUCUACAUAUCAAAAGAUGAAAAGAAUUGGUCUCUCAGUUUAAAGACUUGUUCUUUAUUUAAUGCAUCCUUGGCUGUGAUUGAUACACAGAAGGAAUUGGAUUUUUGGGUAGAAAUUUUCCAUCCUUUACAUUAUUGGUUUGGUCUCUCAAGGGAAAUUAAGCAGGUCUGGAAAUGGUACAAUGGUACAGAGUUUAAAAACCAGUUUGCAGUGCGAGGAGAAGGUUUCUGUGCUUACAUGGACGGAAAAGGGGCCAGCAGUACCAUAUGCUCCAUGGAGAAACGUUUUCUCUGCAGCCGGCCAGAAAGUUGUAGCAAGUCUGGAUAAUGCAACCUCAUCGAAAGAAGGGAGCUCCUGGCUUGACCGGAGUUUAUUAGAGAAACAUGUGUGUAUAUAAUGUAUCAUGUCACACCCAGAUUUGUUAGUUGCUACCUCGACUUUAGUUGUAAACCUGAGGAUCCAUCUUCAGAUCCUAACUUAACAAAGUAGUUCUGUUUCUUAUCUGAGUCUAGGACAAGUAGCUGUGGGUGACUCGCCCUGGCCAACUUGCCACAGCUAACGCACCACAGGACAAUUCAAUGCAAGAUUUACACAAGGGAGAGAGAGAAGUGAAUUGCAACAGGCCUUGUCUUGUUUUAAAUUUGAACCUUCUUCUUUAAGUUUGAAGUUGUCGAGGCUGGAGUGAGCUGCAUUUCUACUUGUCCCUCUCUUGAGUUAUCCCAUGUUGAAUUGUUCUACAGAUUUAAUUUUUGCUUUUCUAGGCAAAUUGCUCCCAAGCUCUCUGCACUCACAUCUGCUCAUAGCUUUGGGAGAAAGAAUUUCUUUCUUUUUAUGUUACAUUAAUUUUUAUUUAUACACUUUUUUCACCAUAGCAAAUGUAAAGUUAGAUGUACUGUAAAUAGUAUGUUACAAUCCUCAUUAUGAGCCCUUCCUAAAAACCUUUUUAUCUAACUUGCAUUUUAAUUCAACACUUAUUUCUUGACUACCUGACUUAUUUUAAUGAUCACUUCGUACAAUCUGUAAUUUUAAGAUACUUUAUUUUCAUAUUUUAUUUUAUCCACUAUCCACAGCCGGAUCAGGAAUUCUGGGAGUUGAAGUCCACAGGUUGUAAAAGAGCCACAUUUGCCCACCCCUGUCCUAUUGGAUUUGUUAUUCGACCAGCUUCUGUAUUAUAUUACUACUGUAAAGUUUGCCUUGAACCGCGAUUGCUUCCUGUUGACUUCAUGGACACAUUCAUGCAGGUUGUGUAUCAGGACUAUGGUAGCGAUUUGUCUUCUUCCAGGGUGUUACAAUCUGUGCCGAUUGGCCUGGAUCCCUAAUGGUGGCUUGUCAUACUGAAGGUGGUUAAUGCGCUGAGGAAAGAUUCUGCCUCUACACUCUGCCUUACUCCUUUCCUUGCCAUCUUUGUUAACUUUAAAGUUUAAAGUCAAUAUUAUUUUUAUAAUAAUAAUAUUAUUAUUAUAUUAAUAUUAUUUGUGUUUUUAAUCUUGAUGUUUGAUUAUUGUUUGAUGUAGUUGGCGUUUAAAUUAUAUAAAUAAUAAACCUAUAAUUCUUGCAUUUCCUGCACUAAACAGUGUUUUGAAUUGUAUUUGGAGAGAGGAGAGGUGUUAACAUGGCAUCUGCCUGCAACUCAUUAAAGCAGCUGCUUCCAUUUUCAGCACUGCAAAACAAAGCAUAUCCAAAGCCCAGCAUAACUGAAAUGUUCACCCCAUAUAAAGAAAAACAAAAAUGAGGACACAUUUUGAAAUCCAGGUCGUAGCCUCACAAAGGUGAAUGAUGAGAAUUAGCAUGGAGCAGUGGUUCAGAUGUUGAAUUCUGGGUGAGAUAUCCCAGUUCAAAUCCAACCUCCAUUACAGAAAUUCAUGAUAGGAGCCUUACUCUAAGCCCAACAUUGUUCACAUGAGUGUUACUGGGAAGAUUUGAAGGAAAAACCUUUAUAUAAACUGCCUUUCCAGAAUGAAAAGAUGCUUUGCAAUCUGAUGCUGUUGUCUUCAUAAUUAAAUAACAUAAAAAUGUAGGAAGAACUCAACCGUGUUAAACUUAUGCAAGGCAUUGAAGUCCCCUCUGUUCCCUCAAGCAUUCAGGUCAGUGGAGGGUGAGGGGGGAGAGAUGUGAGAAGAAUAAGAAGAAUAAGAAUAAUUUUAUUUCUAUACCGCCCUUCUCCCAAAGGACUCAGGGCAGUGUACAGCCUGUUUAAAAACACAAGACAAACAUCAAUUUAAAAUAAUUAAAAAUAUUAAAUGGAUUUGGCUCAAUUUAAAACCCCAGCUCGGCUACUAUUGAUGUUUACUAAUUAAUAGUUUAUCUUUGGGCAUGUUUUUUGGGGGGGGGGGCUGGUUACAUUUUAGAUGGUUGGUUGUUUUUAAUCUUGUAAACCACCCAAAGUCAUUUAUAUGAGAGGUGUAGCUAUAUUAAUGAUUAAAAUAAAUGGAUCAGAUUGGAAGGCCAACUACUAUAAUCAAUUGUUUCCCCGGAUGCUUCGAGGAAGCUCACCUUUCAUGAUAGACUAGAAGGAGCCUACAGGUAAUCCUUGUUAGGAAAUGACUGUUACCUAACUGGUUGGGUUGGCAAUAUAUAAACCAUCAAUAUAUGUUUGUAUCAAAACUGUAUUGUAUAGCUUUAAGACUAUUGCUGUAUUGCAUCAUACUGUGUCCUGAUUGGCUAGCUCUGUAGCCAAUGUCCUUAACAGGGAGCUAGAAACAUGGUUUAUUCUCUCUGCUGCUCUCUGCUGCUUUUUGCUGUUCUUGCUACUGUCUGCGAAACCAGAAGAACUGUGUAUGACUAAGAUGUAUGGUAAGAAGACCUUGUUAUUGGAAUAUCUCUGGACUGACAUUUUGACUAUUUACUGCUUUAUCUGUGUAUGAUUUGGACUGUUUAUUGGACUUUGCUUUACUUUUUCCUAAAAGUAAAUUAUAUCACAACUCAGUG
Pantherophis guttatus is the source of this 6330-nucleotide messenger RNA. The record is from RefSeq and is a predicted model, not a curated record. Lineage: Eukaryota; Metazoa; Chordata; Lepidosauria; Squamata; Colubridae.